Messenger RNA from Neolamprologus brichardi, 2235 nucleotides. RefSeq names its product neurofilament light chain b (gene neflb). Gene Ontology annotation, biological process: neurofilament bundle assembly. Gene Ontology annotation, cellular component: cytoplasm; axon; intermediate filament. NCBI's taxonomy places the organism in Eukaryota, Metazoa, Chordata, Actinopteri, Cichliformes, Cichlidae. Gene Ontology annotation, molecular function: structural constituent of postsynaptic intermediate filament cytoskeleton. The record is from RefSeq and is a predicted model, not a curated record.
GCAGAUUCACUGUGCAGUCGGCCCGGCAACAUUCACAGACACAGAGCAGCCCGUCUCACUAGUCAUGGCUUCCGCAGGCUUUGACCCUUACUUUUCUUCUGCUUACAAGAAGAGGGGAGUUGUGCGCAGCGGAGGAUAUGGGACUGGUGGAGGGGGAGCAGCUAGGUCUGCCUACUCCACCCACUCUGCCCCAGUAACUUCCUAUGCAUCUUCACGCAGAAGUUAUCCUGCAUACGCCCGAGCUACUUCCAGCUACUCCACCAUUCUUUCUGCUCCUGUGCUUGCACCUGCUCCUGAGCUACGCCUUGACCAAGCAGCCCAAGUCAGCUCUGAAUUCAAAGCAGUAAGGACCCAGGAGAAGGCUCAGCUGCAAGACCUGAAUGACCGCUUUGCAAGCUUCAUUGAGAGGGUCCAUGAACUUGAGCAGCAGAACAAGUUGCUGGAGACUGAGCUCCUGCUGCUUAGGCAAAGGCAGACAGAGCCAUCCAACAUUCGGGCCCUGUAUGAGCAUGAGAUCCGCCAGCUCCGUGUAGCUGUGGAAGAGGCCCGCCAUGAGAAGCAAGCAGCCCAGGACCACAGGGAUCAGAUGGAGGAUGUGCUGACGAACCUACAGAAACGGUAUGAGGAGGAAGUGCUUGGCAGAGAGGAGGCCGAGGGCAGGCUCAUGGAUGCCAGGAAGGGAGCAGAUGAAGCCACACUGGGCCAGGCCGAGCUUGAGAAACGAGUCGAGACCCUGCUGGAGGAGCUGGCCUUCCUGAAGCGUCUCUGUGAGAGUGAGAUUGCGGAGCUGCAGGCCCAAAUCCAGUACAGUGCAGAGGUGUCAGUGGAGAUGGAGGUUGCCAAACCGGACCUGUCUGCUGCCCUCCGUGACAUCCGAGUGCAGUACGAGAAGCUGGCACAGCGCAACCUGCAGUCAGCCGAAGAAUGGUUCUGCAACAAGAUGAAUGUCAUGACAGUGGGCGCCACUCGCACCACGGAGACUGCACGCAGUGCCAAAGAUGAAGUUGGAGAGUACCGCCGGUUGCUUAAAGCCAAAAUGCUGGAGAUUGAUGCCUGCCGCGAGAUGAACCAAGCUCUGGAAAACCAACUACAGGAAGUGGAGGAGAAACAGAGUGGUGAGAUUGCUGCACUGCAGGAUACAAUAUGUGAACUGGAAGAAGAGCUGAGGGCAAACAAAAAUGACAUGGCUCGCUACUUGAAAGAUUACCAGGACCUUCUGAAUGUGAAGAUGGCACUGGAUAUCGAAAUUGCUGCAUACAGGAAGCUUCUUGAGGGAGAAGAGAAUCGUUUGAAUGUGGCAGGACCGAUUUCUGUCACUGGGUACUCCCAAGCCAUGUUUUCUGCUCCGUCCUAUGGAAGAACGCAGAUCUCCAUGCAUUCUCAGCUGAGCUCUGCAGCUCCAUACCUGCUGAGCUCCCGCCUGUAUACUACAUCGCUGCCCACAGAGGAGACAAUAUCUGCAAGCCAAGCACAGCAGGCAGAGGCUAGCCUUCCCGAAGAGGAGGAAGAAGAGCAGGUGGAAGAGGAAGAGAAAGCUGAAGAAGAAGAAAAGGAGGAAGAAGAGGCAGAGCAGGAGGAAGGGGGGGAAGAAGAGGAGGAGGAGACAGCAGAGAAGGAAGGAGAAGAAGAAGAGGGAGAGAAGGAGGAAGAGGCAGAUGCAGAAGAGGCUGAGGCAGAGGAUGGAGAAAAAGAAGACGAGGAGGAAGGAGGAGAGGACGGCCAGCCUGAAGACGAGGAAGAUGCCGAACAGAAAGAAACAGAGGGCGAUGAAGAGGGUGAGAAGGAGGAAGAAACUGUAAAAGAAGAGGAGGCAGAGGCUGAAGAGAAAAAUAGGAAAACAACAGAUAAAAAAGUCUAACUUUACUCAUUUUAAAAACAAAGUGCUAGCCUGUAGCUAAAAGGAUGUUCCAAAUCCUCUAUUUGCUCUGAUGUCUCAUUCAAACCAAAUAAAAAUAUCUUUAAAAAGUGCUGGUGACCUUCACCUCUGUGUGGUCGACACGAGUGAAAGCUUGUACCUGAAAGCAUGUAUGCACAGGUACACUCUGCAAAAGAUUUAAAUUUUUUUUACAAAGACAGGAUGUGUCAGGAGUAGGAAUUCUGCUUGGUGGAGAAAUGUUUGCUGGUGCUUUACCUUAACCAAAAUAUGCUUAUGUAACUGCCUUGUAUGUGCAAUAGCCUUCAAGUGCAUCGUGUGCUGCAUUGAACUCCAAUAAAGCCUUGAAGUCUUCUUAACCA